AUGAGCAAAGCCCAUAGUACAUGGCCUGUUGUACUGUCAGUUUAUAAAUUGCCUCCGUGGAUGUGUAUGAAGCAACCAAAUUUAUUGUUAUCAUCAAUAAUUCCUGGUCCUGAUGGGCCUUGCAAUAAUAUUGAUGUGUAUUUGAAGCCUUUAAUCGAUGAGUUGAAAGAGUUAUGGGAGGUUGGUAUUAAGACGUUUGAUGUGUUUGCCAACCAAACUUUUACAAUGAAGGCUGCAUUGUUAUGGACGAUUAAUGACUUUCCAGCCUAUGCGAUUCUUUCAGGAUGGAGCACAAAGGGGAAGAAAGCGUGUCCGCAUUGCAUGGAUGAUACAGUCUCAAUGCAUUUGGCAAAUAGUACAUUGUUAAAUAUUCCUGGGAAGACAAAGGAUGGAAUAAAAGCUCGUAAGGACCUUCAAAUUUUGAAUAUAAGGAGAAAACAGCACCCUUAUAUAAAUGGGAAAGGUAAGGAAGUUUUUGAUCUAGCACUUUUUGACAUGAGGAAAAGGGAAAAAACAAUGUUUUGCAAAGUCUUGGCGAAUGUGAGAGUUCCUGAUGGCUGCUGCCCCUUGCAAUACGACGAGUAUUACCAAAAGCUGUUACCAUUAAUUGUUUUGCUUGAGCUAAGUGCAAUUUUUAGACGGUUAUGUAGUAAGAAGGAAUCUAAAGCAUCAUACAUGGCUUUAAAACCUAGGAUUGCAGUAACAUUAUGCCAGAUGGAAAAGAUAUUCCCUCCUUCCUUCUUUGUUGUGAUGGUACACUUAAUCAUGCAUUUGGCAGAUGAGGCUACAAUCGCAGGGCCUGCCCCAUAUCGGUGGAUGUAUCCCAUUGAAAGAUACCUACAAACGUUAAAGAAAUAUGUUCGGAAUAAGAGUUAUCCUGAAGGAAGUAUGGAACAAGGAUAUCUUGUCGACGAGGGAUUAGCUAUGUGUACCAUGUAUCUUAGCAAUGUUGAGACUCGAAGGAAUCGAAAGGGUCGAAAUGCUGAUGGUAUUGGUCGUGGUGUCAUUGGGGAGCUAAAAGUUUUUGACCCUUCAGGUCAUUCUAAGGGUUCAGCUGAACAAAUAUAUCUUGACAAAGAUGUUUGGGACCAAUGUCGCAGAGUUGUCUUGUUCAAUUGCGAUGAAGUUUCUCCCUUUUUAGAGUUUCGGAUUAAAUCAGUAGACGAUAAAAAGAAGAAUCAGAAUAGUGGUGUAUUUCAAUGUGCAGAGACAUCUAGUUACUCAAGCGCAAGAGAUCGCAAUCCAGUAAUUGGCAAUGUUGAUUAUUAUGGUGUUCUUAAAGACAUUUAUGAACUUAAUUAUGGGGGUCAAACAGAACGGGAUGAUAAUGGUCGGAAAAUUACACUAUUUAACUUCGACUUGGUUGAUACUGCUAGUGAUAGGGGGAUGAAGUUUGAUGGGUAUGGUUUCCCUUUGGUUAAUUUCAAUCGAUUGCGACAAACGAAAGACACUUUCAUAUUGGCUUCUCAAGCUACACAAGUGUUUUAUGUUGUAGAUCCCAAAGACAGUCAUUGGCAUGUGCCAACCCAAACUCAACCAAGAGAUUUUUUUGAUGUGCUAGAAGAUAGUGAUCUAGCUCCAACUAUAGAUAACCCUUUAAGUGCUAUUGAUAAUUAUGCCAUUCCGAAUCUUGAUGAUCAGUUGCUAGACAAUGAGGAAUUGCAUAUUAGGGUUGAUAUGGAUGAGAUGGUAGAUGAGGAUGAGCCCGGAAAUGAGGAUGAAGAAGAUGUACAGUCUUCAGAUGAUCUCUCCACUGAAAACGAGGAUGAACUUUAUGAUGACAUGGAGUAUUGA
Prunus avium (sweet cherry) is the source of this 1794-nucleotide messenger RNA. Lineage: Eukaryota; Viridiplantae; Streptophyta; Magnoliopsida; Rosales; Rosaceae. The record is from RefSeq and is a predicted model, not a curated record.